This is a messenger RNA of Silurus meridionalis, 1270 nucleotides long. RefSeq lists its product as uncharacterized. The record is from RefSeq and is a predicted model, not a curated record. Lineage: Eukaryota; Metazoa; Chordata; Actinopteri; Siluriformes; Siluridae. The coding region runs from base 73 to 753 and encodes 226 amino acids. The transcript has 4 exons.
UACAAUGAUGUCAAUAGUUGGCGCUGGUCCUUAAAUGAGGUCCUGCUGAAGAACAGCAUUUUUACCAAUUGGAUGCCUGGAGAGCCGAAUAAUAACUAUGGGGAAGAAUCGUGUUGUGUAAUAAUGAAUACAACUGGAUACUGGGCUGAUAAACCAUGUGCAGAUCUAAAGCCUUUCAUAUGCUACGACGAUAAUCUCAGUGGAGCUGACAGGUUUAUCGGUGUGGCUAGUCCUCUGCUAAACUGGGCUGGAGCUCAGACUUACUGCCGAACACAUCACACAGACUUCUCCAGCUCUCUUACCAGCUCAGAUAAUGACUUCAUAACACAGGUGACGACUAUCCAGGGGGAUUCCUGGUUUGGGCUGUACAGAGAGACGUGGAAGUGGUUAAACAACACCAAGACUUCAAACCUCCCAUGGUAUAAUGGACAACCCAAUAAUUACUAUGGCUCAGAUAACUGUGGAGCAUUCUAUAAAGGGCUGUAUUCCCUGAUUGAUGACCCAUGCACUUCUCAGUACUAUUUCUUCUGUUACACCAAUUCCCCCGUGAGAAAACAGGUGAUGAGGCUGCAGGUGAAGUCUGAUGGAAGUGUGUUUGAUCCUGCUGUGCAGUCGUCCAUUUUAGAGCAGAUGAAAAAGAAACUGGAGGAACAUGUCAUGUUCAAGAACAUCACACUGUCCUGGAAGUUGCAACCAGAUGGGAAUAUCUUCUAUAAGAAAAAAAAAGCACGGCCUGUAAUGCCUAAAUGUUGAACAUGUACAAUGAACAUAGUUUACUGUUACAUGUUUACUGUUGUAGUAAAUCAAUUAUGUAGUAAAUCAUUUAUAUUUAAUUUUUGAAAAUGAUGAUGCAACUUAACAACCUGUGUGUAUUUGAACAUUUCAAAUAUUAUAUACUUUCCACUAUUGUGCAAUUUCUAAUUUUUAGCUUUUAGCUUUAUAUAGAUCUAUUAUUAUUGUUAUUAAUGUGCCGCGAUAUGAAGCGCUGAUAACACAAACUACAGAUCCCAUAAUGCCGCGCUUCAGCUGCCUUACUGAACACUAGACUACCUGAGAACAUUCCAGCGUCAAUCAAGUCGAGCUUCUGUUGAUGUAUUUAACCCUAUUGUACAGUUAUUGUGAAACAGCGCCUUUCAAAACAGAUGGGUUUCUGAUUAGAUGGACGUGUGUUAUUAGUGAAACGAAUGUGACUGUAAUUAAGGAAUUGAAUCUGAGACGGAACUACGAGACAAAACAUCAGGAGAAGCUGAAAAACCUGAAUGCAGAGGAG